CAAAACAACCCCCCCCCCUCCCACGAAACGCCAUUUUCACGUCCCUUGAAGAUUCCUCCUCUUCAUCGGUAGCUUUUCCCUCCCUCCUGAAGAAGUCUCCGAAGGACGUCUGGGACAGCGUCGUCCAUGGAAAGAUGAACGGCUCCAUCAAAUGGUCAGAUGAAUCAACACGUGAAUUCAUCCAGCUGCGGUACAAACUUCGCCACCUUUUUAAUGGGCGAAAACAUCAGUGUGAAAAGGCUUAUAGUCGUAUUGUUGAGGAACUUGGGCUAACAAAUAUUAUAACACCAACCCAAGCCCGGAAAAAAUGGUCCAAUUUACUUCAGAAAUAUAUGGACAUUAAAGGAGGCUACUCAACAGCCAAUGCAGACUGGCCAUACUUCCAAAUACUUGAUCAAAUUGUUCCUCUUAUGAGGAAAGAGAAGAUCGAGAAAGUUCCGCCAGCAUCCGUUGACCACAGCGACAUUGAAGCCGCUCAGGAGAGUCUGCAAAGCCCCUUAACCACCCCUGUUGUAGCUGCCAGAGAUCCCCUUGGUGUGACGACAGUGGAAUCGGUAAUGGUGUCAGCUCAGCCUUCUACACCUUCAGGGGACCAGUGCAAGACAGAGACAGCUGAUGGGGAGCCUCCAAGAAAAAGAGGGAGGAGUCGCCGUGCAGCCCAACGAGCAAGGGAUAGGUGGUGGGGAGCAGUGGAGGACGAUGACAUGGGCUCUGACUCAACAAGCUCGGCAGUCAAAGGGGAAAUAUCUGGUCUGCGAAUGUCAAGCAAGUCAUCUGUGAGUGAGAGCCUUGACCCUACGCAGAUGGAGGUCCAGACUUUCCAGAUGCUAGAAUCUUGCUCUAAUACCCUAGCAGACAUCAGAGAGACACUGAAGAUGCAUGCUGAGCAACAGGAAAGCAUCAUGCAGAGCUUACAGCAGACAGUAGUGAGUCAGGGAAACACCAUCAAGGAACUGCUGUCAACCAUGACAAGCCAGAAUGCAACACUGAUUGCCCUCAUGACACAGCUGUCAACAGGCGCUGCACCUCAGCUAGGCAUAGCUAGUGGUAGUUUCAGCCAGCAGAAGCACCGAGAAACCCAGGCGUCUCACCCUCACCAGCAGAACCAGCUCCUCUCGUCGCAACAGAAUAUCAUCAGCGCACUUUCCCAUGAGACCCAAGACUGCGAGACUUCCCUAGUUGAGAAUUCAGAAUUGUCAGAUGAUAUAACAGGCUUGUAGGGGUGGGAGGCCAUGUUGGUUAGGAGUGUUAUCAAUUUUUCGUGCCUAAUAUUUAGGUGUAUCAUGUGGGUGAUUACCCCUUGGUUUGUUGUUUGCAUUCUCGAGAUUUGUUAUGGAAAUUUUUUGGUAUUAUGUUUGGGUGAAUGUGUGAACACUAAUCAGUUCACAUAUCAAAAUAGUGAGUGACAAUGUACAAAACCUGAUCUGAAAAUAAAUGCUUUAUUUUGU
Molecule: messenger RNA, 1448 nt
Organism: Penaeus vannamei (Pacific white shrimp)
Lineage: Eukaryota; Metazoa; Arthropoda; Malacostraca; Decapoda; Penaeidae
Source: RefSeq, a predicted model, not a curated record